Messenger RNA from Parasteatoda tepidariorum (common house spider), 1281 nucleotides. Lineage: Eukaryota; Metazoa; Arthropoda; Arachnida; Araneae; Theridiidae. The record is from RefSeq and is a predicted model, not a curated record.
AUGGAGCACCAGAGAGGCAAUCAUCCAUAUAGAAAUCUUGAAGUACUGUCUUUGACCCUAAAGGAAAGUCCUUUUGCUCAUCUAGGGCAAGUUGUUGCUAAGUAUGGAGCGGAUGCGGUUCCAUCUAAUUUAAUUCAGAAUAAUUAUCACCCUGUAAGUAAACCUUAUUCUUGUUAUACUAACAAGAUCGUGUUCAUACUGGUGAGAAACCUUCUUGUAGUAUAUGUUAUAAGAGUUUCAGAAAAAAGUAAUAUGACUAAGCAUAGUCAUACCCAUACUGGUGAGAAGCCUUAUUCUUGUAGAAUAUGUAAUAAGAGUUUUUCAGAAAGAAGUGCACUGACUAAACACAGUCUUGUUCAUACUGGUGAGAAGCCUUAUCCUUGUAGUAUAUGUAAUAAGAGUUUUUCACUAAAAAGUAAUCUGAAAAAACACGGUAGUGUUCAUACUGGUGAGAAGCCUUAUUCUUGUAGAAUAUGUAAUAAGAGUUUUUCUCAAAGGGAGCAUUUGAAUAAACACAGUCUUGUUCAUACUGGUGAGAAGCCUUAUUCUUGUAGUAUAUGUAACAAAAAAUUUUCACGAAAAAGUCAUCUUACUACUCACAGUCGUGUUCAUACUGGUGAGAAGCCUUAUUCUUGUAGUAUAUGUAAUAAGACUUUUUCUCAAAGUGAGCAUCUGAAUAAACACAGUCUUGUUCAUACUGGUGAGAAGCCUUAUUCUUGUAUUAUAUGUAAUAAAAGUUUUUCACUAAAAGGUAGUCUGAUAAAACACAGUACUGUUCAUACUGGCGAAAAGCCUUAUUCUUGUAAAAUAUGUAAUAAGAGUUUUUCUCAAAGGGAGCAUUUGAAUAAACACAGUCUUGUUCAUACUGGUGAGAAACCUUAUUCUUGUAGUAUAUGUAACAAAAAUUUUUCACGAAAAAGUCAUCUCACUAUUCACAGUCGUGUUCAUACUGGUGAGAAGCCUUAUUCUUGCAGUCUUUGUGAUAAGAGUUUUUUUCAAAGUGCGCAUCUGAAUAGACACAGUGGUGUUCAUACUGGUGAGAAGCCUUAUUCUUGUAGUUAAUCUAAUAAAAGUUUUUGACUAAAAAGUUAUCUGAGAAAACACUGUCCUGUUCAUACUGGUGAGAAGCCUUAUUCUUGUAUUAUAUGUAAUAAGAGUUUUUCAGAAGGAGUGUAACUGAAUGAACACUAUCAUGUUCAUACUGGGGAGAAGCCUUAUUCUUGUAGUACAUGUAAUAAAUGUUUUACAAUAAAAGGUAGUUUGAGAAAACAGUCAUGUUCA